AUGCGCAUCGCCUGUCCUCUCUUUGCCUCCCUCCUUGCCCUUGGCGCUGUUUCAAAUCCUGUCCGGAUUCGCGAGGACUCGGGCUCGGGGCUUCGUCUCAUAUGCCCAGGGCUAAACACCCAAGACAGAGGCUGUAUCCGCUACACCCGCGGGUUCGAUGUCACAGGAGUCGUGACCGAAGUAGACCUGACCUUCCCGCAGGUUCGGACGGAAUGCGACUGUAUUCAGGAAUGUCUGAACCGGCGAGACACCUGUGCGAACUACGUCUGGAAAUUCUCCACGCCCGAGUCUGUGAAUAGUGGCCACCGUACAUGCACACUCUACUCCGAUUUCAACCUUCCUGCGGGAGUUACACUGCAGUUUGACUUGGCAAGCCCUAAUAACACCAAUAUUAAUGCCGAGGCGAUUAUCGCCAACGGGAACAACCCCCACGCGGGAGGUCUCGUUCCUCAGGCCUUUAAAGAUGCCAAUCUUGAUACCGAUCCCGAUUUCGAUGCUGUAUCUGGCCCCGUUUGGACUCUUGCUAAUGGGCAAGUCCAGUGCUAA
This is a messenger RNA of Penicillium cataractarum, 546 nucleotides long. RefSeq lists its product as uncharacterized. NCBI's taxonomy places the organism in Eukaryota, Fungi, Ascomycota, Eurotiomycetes, Eurotiales, Aspergillaceae. The transcript has a single exon. Bases 1 to 546 code for a protein of 181 amino acids. The record is from RefSeq and is a predicted model, not a curated record.